This is a messenger RNA of Letharia lupina, 1920 nucleotides long. RefSeq lists its product as uncharacterized. The record is from RefSeq and is a predicted model, not a curated record. Lineage: Eukaryota; Fungi; Ascomycota; Lecanoromycetes; Lecanorales; Parmeliaceae. The transcript has a single exon. Bases 1 to 1920 code for a protein of 639 amino acids.
AUGCCACUGAUCGCAUUUCUUGGUCUAUUUCUCCUUGGUGCUGUGCUAUAUGUACAUGCCGAAGCAGUACCUGGAACCGGACGAGGCCAACCUUCACAACGUCUAAGCCGGCGGAUGCCUUUGUCCAUAUCCUCCAUACUAGUCCUCCUAGUUUUAUUUCUUGGCUGGUCUUACGAUCUCCAAACUCAAGAACUUGUCGCUCAUCCGAUUGACUGGCUUAUAAGUAAAGCCGAGAAACAAUCGAACGACUGGGCAAGUCAGGCUUCUGUCAGCAUGAAUCUCGCCGAGUGCGUCCAAGAAUAUCAGCGCCGCUAUCAGCGCCAUCCGCCUCCAGGGUUUGACGCAUGGCAUCGUUACGCAACAGCGAGGAACUCUGUUGUAAUCGACGACUACGAUACUAUGAUGGAAGACCUGCUACCAUUCUGGGGUAUCUCGCCUGCUGAGAUAAGGCUGCGCACUCAGCAAGUGAUUUCUGAUCCAUGGAACGAGGUUUCUGAAAUAAUAAUCCGAAACGGACACGCUGGACUAGGGCCCGACUUUCUGCCCACCCACCGAUGGAUGCUCGAUGGCGUAGUAAACCUAGUGAAGGACUUCUCAAGUUACCUGCCCGACAUGGUUGUGACGUUCAACCUCAACGAUGAGCCAAGGGUAGCAGUUCCUUACAAAGAGAUGCAAAAACUUCGAGGCCUCGCUAUCGGAUCUCCCAAGCACCUUCGCAAAACGGUACAACACAGUUGGAGCGCUGAUCGAGUUGCGACCUGGCAUAUACCAGAAGACUUGGGUUCUACGCGGCCAUUUGAAGAUCGCUCCCGCACCAACGCUUUCUCCACAAGCACCGCAGCCUGCCCUCCCUCCUCUCCUGCUCAACGAGCAACAACCUGGGACAGUAGAAACCUCUGCACAUCGUGUGCCGCACCUCACUCCCAUGGCGUUUUUCUAAGCAACUGGACCCUCUCCGCCUCCCCCUGCCAUCAACCUGACCUUCGCAAUCUCCACGGCUUCUACCUCAGCCCCGCGGCCUUCAAGCCCUCCCAUCAGCUUCUCCCCAUCUUCUCCCAGAGCAAAGUCCACGGCUACGCUGAUAUACUCUACCCCUCUCCAUGGAACUACAUAGACAAAAUCGACUACAGCGCGUCGGACGAACAUCCAGACCCCCCUUUUCCCGAAAAAGAAAACACCCUCUUCUGGCGCGGCGCCACCUCCGAAGGCGUCUCCCGCCACGGCACCUGGAAAGGUAUGACCCGGCAACGUCUCGUCCACCUCGCCAACAACCUCACCGCCGUCCCAACCAUCCGCUCUCCGACCCUGCCCAUCCUCCUCCCGAAUGCCCAGGGCAAGUACACAUACCAGACCCUCGCCCACUCAAACCCCAUCGCCGCGCUCAACCUCUCCCUCGACAUCUCCAUCGUCGACGGCAUCGCCCGCGCCUGGGACAACGACGGCGCGGCGCAAGACGCCGAGUUCGGCUUCGCGCCCCCGACCGACUUCCAGGACCACUGGCGCUACCGCUACCUCAUGGACGUCGACGGCGCCGGCUUCUCCGGCCGCUUCCUGCCCUUCCUCCAGAGCGGCAGUCUGCCCUUCCGCGCCGCCAUCUUCCGGAGCUGGUGGGACGGCCGACUGACGGCGUGGAAGCACUUCGUCCCCGUGGACGUGCGCUUGCACGGGCUCUUGUCCACGCUGGCGUUUUUCGCGGGGACGGCGGGUGGGGCCGCGGGCGCUGGGGGCGCGGACGGCGGCGCCGCGGGCGGGAUGACGGAGGGGAACGUGAAGGCUGGAGCGAUGAUUGCGGAGGCGGGGAGGGAGUGGGCGGGUAAGGUGCUGAGGAAGGUGGAUAUGGAGAUUUAUAUGUUCAGGCUGUUGUUGGAGUGGGGCCGGUUGACGGACGAUAGGAGGGACGAGAUUGGGUUUGCGGUUUGA